This is a messenger RNA of Ricinus communis (castor bean), 700 nucleotides long. RefSeq names its product probable ribonuclease P/MRP protein subunit POP5. NCBI's taxonomy places the organism in Eukaryota, Viridiplantae, Streptophyta, Magnoliopsida, Malpighiales, Euphorbiaceae. Gene Ontology annotation, biological process: tRNA 5'-leader removal. The record is from RefSeq and is a predicted model, not a curated record. The transcript is spliced from 4 exons. Bases 147 to 611 code for a protein of 154 amino acids. Gene Ontology annotation, cellular component: ribonuclease P complex.
GUAACAACUUCAGUAAUUUACCCUUGCUCUUUCUUGCUUCUUGGUAUUCUUAUUUUUGAAAAGUUCUUUUCGUGGUUGCUGUUCUUGGUUCCUUCUCCUAAUAUUCGACUUGGGUUUAGGUUUUUGAUUUUGGAGGUAAAAGGAUCAUGGUUGGCUUUAAAAAUAGGUACAUGGUAAUGGAAAUUUUCUUGGAUCCAAAUCGGGACCUCAAUACUGACGAUCCGAUCAUAAUUACUCAAUUUAAUGUCUCAAAAGCAAUUAAAGAAAGCAUUUUGGUAAAUUAUGGGGAGUGUGGUUUGGCUUCAUCACUUGGUUCAUUCCAAGUCAAGUAUGUGAAUCCCAUCACAAAGCUAUGUAUCAUCAGAGCCUCACGAGAGGAGUACCAAAAGGUCUGGUCUGCAGUAACCAUGGUCAGAAGUAUUGGAAAUUGCCCUGUGUUAUUCAACUUACUAGACCUAAGUGGAAGUAUCAGAGCCUGCAAAAGAGCUGCCUUGAAGUGUGAUGAAGCGAAAUUUGAGCAGCAUAAGCUUGCAGUUGGAGACCAUUUAUCAGCUGAUGUUACCCUGCACAUGCAAAAUUGUCUUGAAAAGAUAAAGAUUUUGGAGCACUGAGAAUCGUAUCUGUAUAUCCUGGUUAUCAUGCUUUUGACUAAAUAUAACCUUUUGAUCUCAAUGAAUUGUCAUUUCUUUUGUUGUUGAAA